AGCGACCCUGAUGUGAAAGUGAAGGUAUAUAACCCAGGUGAGGAAGACGAGGAGGGCACAGUCCAUCCUCUCUCUCUCCCCUUCCCAGUCAUGGCGUCUACACAGCUCCUCCUUCUCAGCCUGGUGGUGAUGGCAGCCACUGGAGCACCACAACUUGGAGUCGACAGUGAUCAGCCGCCGACGCCCUACGACUUCGGUUAUGGGGUGAACGUGGCGGACACUGGUGACGCCAAGGAACACAAAGAAACCGUCUCCCCGUCUGGUCGUACUGAGGGAGAGUACCGCUGGCUCCAGCCUAAUGGACUUUACAGAGUGGUGAGAUAUUAUGUGGAAGGCGACUCAGGUUUCCAGGCCGAGGUGAGUGAGGAACCCGGCUCAGAGAUCGCAAAUUACUACAGCAACUCCCUCAGCCAGGAAAGCUCCUCAGGGGCCGUCUCAUCCCAAGGAUUCGCCAAGAGCUUCGAUUCCAGUCAAUCCACUCUUGGAGCCGCCAUUAAUGUGGUCAGCGCCCCUCAACCCAGCCGCAACCGUCAGUCCAGCUUCAGGCCCACCCAGAGAUUCCAGAGCCAACAACGGCCAAGCUUCAACACCCAACAACAGCCAAGCUUCAACACCCAACAACGCCAGAGCUUCACCAGCCAACAACAGCCAAGCUUCAACACCCAACAACGCCAGAGCUUCACCAGCCAACAGGAAUCUAACAGCAACAUAAUCGACGGAGGAUUCAUCGACGGAGGCAUCAUCGACGGAGGAUUCAUCGACGGAGGCACCAUCGACGGAGGCAUCAUCGACGGAGGCUACAUCAACUGAAGCCCACGAAAAUUACACCAAAUGCCAGGGUUUGAAAACCCAUUCGAACCCUUAACCUAAGACAGUAUCUAUGAAGUACAAUGAACAUGCAUCAUCUAUGUCCACUGGAUCUGGUAGAAGUAGAAAUCAGAAUUCCCUGACCAUGAAAGUUGUCCAAAGACCAACAUCUUCCAUGGAGAUGUUUAAGCUUUUCUGCCUGUUGAUUUGAUAUGGACAUUUGCUUUAGUGUGUUGAAGAUAAAUGCUUUAGAAACUCUUGGACAACUUUAACACUCAGGGACUUGUUUCAGUACAGAGGUCUGGAUGACCUUCAGAAUAUACAAAUUCCUACUCCAACAUUCAUCAUUACGGACAGAGUUUAUAAAAAAAAUUGAGUUCAUAGUACUUCAUUUACAAAUAUAUGUUCUAUAUAUUUUCUUACUAUAAUUGUGUUAUUAUAAUAAAACCAUUGUAUGAA
Messenger RNA from Homarus americanus (American lobster), 1266 nucleotides. RefSeq lists its product as uncharacterized. The record is from RefSeq and is a predicted model, not a curated record. Gene Ontology annotation, cellular component: extracellular matrix. Lineage: Eukaryota; Metazoa; Arthropoda; Malacostraca; Decapoda; Nephropidae. The transcript is spliced from 4 exons. Bases 91 to 810 code for a protein of 239 amino acids.